Molecule: messenger RNA, 2496 nt
Organism: Oldenlandia corymbosa var. corymbosa
Lineage: Eukaryota; Viridiplantae; Streptophyta; Magnoliopsida; Gentianales; Rubiaceae
Source: the annotation of a GenBank genome assembly
GGUAUAAAUACGAAACCAAUUAAAAAAAAACGAAAGGAAAUGAAGAUAUCCACAGAAAAACACGUCAGCAUUGUUUACUAGAAAACAAACCCUAACCUUUCUCCUUCUUCAUCCCCAUCAUCACACCCUACCAUCAAAAUCCCAACCUGAAACGGUAAAAUUUUCCCCGAUUCCCUAACCCUAACCCUAAUUUCCCAGCUUCGAAAAUGCUCCUCUAAUACCUAAUUUUAAUCUCACAUUGUUCCUCACCAGCCCCGCCAUACCCACCGUACAAUUGCAAACGACUCAAAAGAAACCUCCCCCGGGAAAUCACAAAUUUGGGAAUGUCUCAAGACGCGGCAGCGGCAACAGCAUCCGGCUCUGCUCCGGCUACGGCUACGGCUUCGGCUUCGACGACAGCUGCCGCAGCGGGGGUGAAUCGAAGAGCCGAGCCUCAAAUUCUGGGAAUCACGGCUUCAGGCACUCCUCCGGUGACUGAAUUGAGGAAUGUGAAUGCCAACAGCGCCAGCAGGAUUGAUCGGGGCAACCGGAAUGGUAACGGAGCGCUAAUGCCGCCACCUCCACCGCCAUCGCAGCUAUACCCUGUUUACAAUAAUACCCAACGGUUGCGGCUGAACCCUGUCGCCGAUCACCAGCCGGAUAAUUACGAGGACUUGCCAUUGGAGUUCAGUCCUUUGCUUUUUAGCUCCUUGGAAAGGUAUCUGCCUCCAUCUCUCCUGAAUUCGUCUCGAGAGGCCAAAGUUAAUUACAUGCGUGAGAUCCUCCAGCGGUACUCCACCGACUCUGACCGUACCCGUGUUCAGAAACACCGGGAAUACAGGCAAAAGAUUAUAUCAAACUAUCAGCCACUCCACAGGGAUCUGUACACCAUGCAUGCGACGAAUUUCUUUGUUCCUUCAUUUCUGAAUGCUGUGAGUGAGAACACAGAGCAGAGUUUUAGAAAUAUAAUGCGUGAACCAUCUCCUGGAAUUUUUGCAUUUGAAAUGCUGCAGCCUCGCUUUUGUGAAAUGUUGUUGGCCGAGGUAGAAAAUUUCGAGAAGUGGGUACAUGAAACGAAAUUUAGAAUCAUGCGGCCCAAUACUAUGAACAGGUAUGGUGCUGUUCUUGAUGACUUUGGACUGGAAACGAUGCUUGACAAACUGAUGGAAGAAUUUGUACGCCCAAUGUCGAGAGUGUUCUUUCCUGAAGUUGGCGGGUCCUCACUUGAUACACAUCAUGGAUUUGUGGUUGAGUAUGGAAUGGAAAGAGAUGUUGAUCUGGGUUUUCAUGUGGAUGACUCAGAAGUUACGCUGAAUGUAUGCUUGGGAAAACAAUUCAGCGGUGGAGAAUUGUUCUUCCGUGGUGUAAGGUGUGAAAAACAUGUGAACACUGAAACCCAGCCUCAUGAAUCCUUUGAUUACUCACAUGUCCCGGGGUGUGCUAUUCUUCAUCGUGGCCGCCAUCGACAUGGUGCCCGAGCGACAACAUCUGGGAACCGCAUUAAUUUAUUGCUCUGGUGUAGAAGUUCCACAUUCAGAGAGCUGAGGAAGUACCAUAAGGAUUGCUCAUCUUGGUGUGCUGAGUGUCAAAAAGAGAAGAGGGAGAGGCAGCGUUUGUCUGUUCAAGCCACUAGAUUGGAGCUUCUUAGAAGAGAGGCACGAGAAACAGCUGCUUGACGGCAUGUCAUAAGUUCUCCAUAUACUGAGGGAAAGAGAGAAGUUGCUUCUGAGCUGUGCAGUACUUUUUCUUGUUAUCCUGUAUGUCUGUAAUUUAUAGCUCAGGUCAUCCUCAUUACAGAAGCAAUUUCAUGCUGAUAGUUGUGUAGAGAAGCUGAAGAUGCAUGUACUCGACCCUUUUGUUAGGAUGGUAGUUGUACAUUUAAAUUAAGUAGGUGAUAUAAGGUGCAUUGAAGAUGGGCUUAUUGUUUAACUUGCAUUUUGUGUUACCAUUUAGACUCUGAAUUGUGAAUGAAGCUAUCCUGCUUGAAAGAGUGCUAUUGAAGUUUCAGGUUGCAUGUCUUCAAGUGUUGCACGGGCUGCCUGCUUCGGCAAGUGCGUUUUGCAACCUGACAUAGUUUGCAAACCCUGUGAUACCUCACACAUCUCUGCAGGAGCAGGACCUGUUGGCAAAAAUUCUUGCAUGAGUAAAUUCUUGCAUGUAUACGUUAUGCGCUGCAUUUUUGCAAGCCAUGAUUCUUACUUGUAGUUUUAUGGUAAGAAUUUUGGCCAACAGGCCCUGCAUUUGCAAAACCACCUGUGGAGCAAAACGUUUUUUCUUUUCGUAUAGCAAGUUUGAUGAAUUUUAUGGCGAGUCAAAGGUUUUGUACGUUUGAUUGUGGCCAACUUGUGUCCUCAUGCAUGAUUGCAAGUAAGGGGUUAAGGUGAUUGUAAUAGUAAAUCUUUAAUGAAUGCUACGAGUUUUAGCUGGUAAAAUUGAUGGUUCAUUUCAAUUUUCAAUGUUAACAACAAUAAUGCAUUUGUACACCAUAGUUGAAAACCAAGAAAUCUAUCCACAUCG